AUGUCACCCGCACUGGGAAAACAAUCGGCAGCCGCAUUGUCGAGUCGGUCAUCAUGCCCCUAUUUCCCUGAUUUGUUUUCACCUCGUCGUUGUGAAUUGUUGCGAAUACAAGCGACGGUAAUCGAUCCAGACGAAACCGUCGUCCCCUCUGUGCUGGUUUUGGAUUCGACACAAGGACCCGAAUUGAGGCCCUACAGACUCACACGCUAUUCGGCCUUCACGUGCGAUAAGAAACAACAACGCUUUUCGAUCACAUCUAGGGAGCACCCAUCGAUGAACCCGCAAGCAUGGUAUCUGCGAGUUGUCAUUGCUGGACGCAUCGUGGACACUCGUUGCAAGUUGAAUACAAACAGACAGAUGCAAAUAAAUACAGGGUCUGCUUAUGCCUCAGUAACUGAUGUCAAUACUCAAUUUGCCCGUCCGUCAUUGCUUGCAAGUUCGUCUGGAUUACACCUAUUCGCGAGCGUCCACUCCGACCGAAAAGCGCGCCGACCGGGUAUCGAACCCAGAGUCUGCGGACAGCAGGCGAACGCGUCACCGACUACACCAACCGGACGUCCAGUAUAG
Opisthorchis viverrini is the source of this 567-nucleotide messenger RNA. RefSeq lists its product as hypothetical. NCBI's taxonomy places the organism in Eukaryota, Metazoa, Platyhelminthes, Trematoda, Opisthorchiida, Opisthorchiidae. The transcript has 4 exons. Bases 1 to 567 code for a protein of 188 amino acids. The record is from RefSeq and is a predicted model, not a curated record.